Messenger RNA from Opisthocomus hoazin, 888 nucleotides. The record is from RefSeq and is a predicted model, not a curated record. NCBI's taxonomy places the organism in Eukaryota, Metazoa, Chordata, Aves, Opisthocomiformes, Opisthocomidae.
AUGUGUGCUGUCAAGGCUUUCUUUAUUCACGUGGUCAAUAGAGACAUGGGAGAAAUUGUCAACAACCUUGGAGGCUUCUACAGCGAGCUCAGCACUGACAGGCAACUGUGCUGGGCACGACUCAUUGGGGAUGCUGUUGUGAAAAGGAUUGGACCAGAGAGGGGUGCUGUGCACUUGGCCAUAGCUGCUGUCCUGACUGCUCUGUGGGCCAAGUGAGAGGGAAAGGAUGCAAAACAAUUGCUAUUCAACAUGGAUUUCAGAUAUACUACUGAUGUGCUAAGAGAUGAAGCAGCUCAUGAAACACUCCAAAAUGGCCUGCUUGGGAAAAAGGAAAGGGAACAGCAAAUGUUGAAGCAUGGAUACCUGGCUUAUACAAGAUCCUGUGCCUGCCUGGGCUACUCAGACCAGCAGUUUAAAGUAAAGGGGGGUGCAGAUCUGCAGGAUGACAUUUGCAGAUGCAGAUUUAUACAAGAAAUGAUUGGCCCAGACAAAACCCACAUGCUAGAUGCAAACCAACAAUGGGAAAUAAAAGAAGCAAUAGAUAGGGCUGAGUUUAAACCCUCAUGGAUGAAGGAGCCAACUUUUCCAGAUGAGGAUAUGCAUGUCCAGAUGGGACAUGCAACUGUUUCAAAGGCACGUCCACAGCUGUACCGCAGCUGGAAGCAGGUCCGCCUGCAACGCAGCCCAGGCAGAAACUCCGGCCCAUGGGCAGAGAGUGUGGGCCCCAGGUCUUUUUAUUUUUUUCCCUUAUACUGCCACAACAGAGCGAUAUUUAAACAGCUUCUACAAGCUAAGGCCUUGAGUCACCUCCAAAUUGACAGCUGCAGGCUGGGAAGUGUGAAUGAAAACCCGUCUGCACUGCUCAUGGCCAAAAAAGUUCCAGAGUAA